AUGUCCGACGGGGAGCACGCUACCGAGACAUCACCUCUUAUUUCAAAUGCGAUCCGAAGUAUAGAGCCCGGUAAUGGUCUUACUCCAGAUUCUGCCAACACCGGUGCUGGGGUCACAGGAAAUGGCACAUUCAAUGCCAAUGGAACGCCAAUUGAUGAUGAUCCGGAGAGCCAAGGAGCCCCAGGCGAUCAGGUAAAGCACCAAGGCUUGCCUGAAGUCAAGAAGAGGAUGAAAUAUAUCUUCCCGGCCGUGGCUAUUGGUGUCUUUCUUUCCGCCGCAGACCAAACAAUCAUUGUUAGCAGCUAUGGCCGAAUAGGCACCGAACUCAAUGCGUUGAACAAAACAAGUUGGAUUGCCACAGCAUACUUCCUCACAUUAACAUCAUGCCAACCAUUGUAUGGCAAGCUCUCGGAUAUCUUUGGCCGUAAGGUUUGCCUACUGUUUGGCUACACUGUGUUUGGGCUUGGCUGUCUGUGGUGCGGCCUCAGUCCGAAUAUCGAGCAUCUGAUCGCUGCUCGGGCCUUUGCCGGCAUCGGAAGCGGUGCGAUGACGACUUGCUUUUCAAUCAUCCUGUCUGAUGUCUGCACCCUGCGGGAGCGAGGAACCUGGCAAGGCUACAUCAACAUCGUCUAUGCAGCGGGGGCCAGCGCUGGAGCUCCGCUUGGUGGAAUCUUCGCAGACUACAUCGGCUGGCGAUGGAGCUUCCUCAUCCAAGCACCCAUGUGCUUAGUCGCCUUCGUUGCGGUAUAUCUCGUACUGAAUCUCCCGGAGCGAGAGAAUGUUGGAGGAUGGAAGAAGAACCUCAAGAGAAUCGAUUUCGGCGGAGCCAUCUUCUUGAUCGCCGCAGUUUUCACGCUACUGCUGGCCUUGGAUCGCGGCAGCAAUGUUUCUUGGCAAGCUCCCAUCACGCUGAUAUCAUUGGGCCUUUCCAUACCUCUCUUUGCUGCUUUCAUCGUUGUGGAGACGAAGGUGGCAACAGAGCCAUUCGCGCCUGGGCACAUCGUUUUCAAUCGGUCAAUCAUCGCCUGCUACCUUUGCAACCUGUUUGCCAUGGCUGGCUGGUUGGCUACAUCGUUUUAUAUCCCACUAUACUGGCAGGUUGCUAAACACAUCACAGCAACUGGUGCUGGUGUCCGCAUGAUUCCCGCCGUUCUUAUGGGUGUAUCGGGAUCACUGUUCGCUGGAUUCUAUAUGAAGUGGACGGGCCGAUUCUACUGGCUUACAAUUUUGAGCUACUCUGGUCUGGUUGUCGGUACAGUCUUGAUCUUCCUUUGCUCCGGCGUGCUCGUUAGCAGCACUGCGGGUAUGAUUGUGGGAAUGUGUAUCAACGGGUUCAGCAACGGCAACGGCAUUACAACGACGCUCAUCGGAAUCAUCGCCAACGCUUCACAUGAAGAUCAAGCCAUUGCAACAGCUUGUUCCUACCUCUUCCGAUCAUUGGGAAGCGUGCUUGGAGUCUCGCUUUCGGCGACGGUGGCCAACAACGCACUACGCAAUAGUCUGGCUUCUGAACUACCGAACCUAGGUCUUCCAGAGGGAGAAGCACUUGAAAUUGCGGACAAGGUACGCGAGAGCCUGGCUUACUUACGAAAUCUGGAGCCGAAUGUGAGGGUCGUUGUGGAAGCGUGCUACGCUCGGAGUACCACAGCUGCGUUUUCAUUCCAGAUUGUUCUCGUCGCUGGGGCGGCGAUUAGUGCAUGGUUCAUCAGGGAAAAGUCACUUAGCAGAUGA
Molecule: messenger RNA, 1731 nt
Organism: Ramularia collo-cygni
Lineage: Eukaryota; Fungi; Ascomycota; Dothideomycetes; Mycosphaerellales; Mycosphaerellaceae
Product: related to transporter (major facilitator superfamily)
Exons: 5
Coding region: 1-1731 (576 amino acids)
Biological process (GO): basic amino acid transport; transmembrane transport
Cellular component (GO): fungal-type vacuole membrane
Molecular function (GO): basic amino acid transmembrane transporter activity
Source: RefSeq, a predicted model, not a curated record